UCAAAAAUGGCGGACGUCAAAGUUUGUGUUUGAGAAAGCUUUUGUCUUCUGGAUAUAUUAAGUAACAGUCUGCGAGAGCGCCGAUAAAAUUAUGCCAAUGUCAUGGAUUGCAUGGGACAAUGGAAGCGAUGGAUUCGUCCUGGUUUUAUAGCUCUCUAUUUCAUUUUAGCAAUAAUUUCUUUGCCGCUAUGUAUUAUUGAACUGAACAGCAAAGGUGCACCUACCCACGUUCAAGCAUGGUUUGCCGGUGGAAUAUUUGUGAUGUGUGCUGUGCCUAUCUCACUGUGGGGUAUUCUUCAGCAUCUUGUCAACUACACGCAACCACAUCUUCAACGACACAUAAUAAGAAUUCUUUGGAUGGUGCCAAUUUAUGCUGUAAAUGCUUGGUUUGCGUUGCGCUUCCCCAGUGCAGCCAUCUAUCUGGAUACUGUGAGGGAGUGUUAUGAAGCAUAUGUUAUCUACAACUUCAUGGCCUACUUACUGAACUACCUAUGGGAGGAACACCCACAGCUUGACCUUGUCUUGAGGAACAAGGAACAAGUCAAACACCUCUUUCCCCUCUGCUGGAUCCGCCCUUGGCCUAUGACAGGAAAAUUAAUUGAUCGUUGCAAACAUGGAGCCUUGCAGUAUACCGUGGUCAGACCUUUCACUACAAUUAUAGCAUUGAUAUGUGAAAGUUUUGACAAAUAUGAUGAGGGAGAUUUUAACUUCACGUCAGCCUGGUCCUACCUGGUCAUAAUAAACAACGUAUCCCAAAUUUGGGCGAUGUACUGUCUUGUACUGUUCUACAAGGCUAUGAAGGAAGAGUUAGCUCCAAUUAAACCAGUCCCAAAAUUCCUCUGUGUCAAAUUUGUUGUCUUCUUCUCAUUCUGGCAGUCUGUUAUCAUUGCUGCACUUGUAGCACUAAAUGCCAUCCCAUCUGGAGGAGAGUAUGUCUUCUAUGAUGAUAUCAAGCAAGUUGCUGCAGGACUACAAGAUUUCUGUAUCUGUGUGGAAAUGUUCCUGGCAGCCAUUGCUCACUACUACUCGUUCUCACACAAGCCAUUUAUAGACUCCAACUUUGAGGGACAGGGCUGGUGGCAGUCCUUCAGGUCCAUGUGGGACGUCUCCGACAUGAGGGAUGAUGUCGUGGAGCAUGUCCGAGUCAUAGGUAACAAGGUUAAAAAGACUGUAAGUAAACCCUUACUCGGUGGGAGAAGUGAGAGGACCCCACUCCUUACAGAGUCUAAAGAUAGCUACACACAAGGUAGUACUUCGUCAAUGAACAAUGAUCCCUCCGACUGGGACACAGCCUCGCUGGAGACGGCCUCUAGUCUACGACCGAACUUCAAUCCAACAGACAGCAUGAACAACUACAUUGUGUUUGGUUCCAGUUCUGAUCAUCUGGAGGCAGCACCGAAACCUGGAGAACAGAACACCAAGGAAACAAUUAAAGGUCACAAUGUUGAAGUUCAUAGGUCACCUCAUGAUACUGCUGCAGUCAGUGAUAGCUUUGCUGCGAGUGAAAAUAGUCAGAAAACUGAAGAUACUAUAACAAAGUCACAGGACAAAAAUACAGACUUUUCUACUGAUAAAUCAGAAAUAACACAGACAAACAUGUCAGCUGACCAAUGUCAGGACACACAGACAGACAUGUCAGCUGACCAAUCACAGGACACACAGACAGACAUGUCAGCUGACCAAUGUCAGGACACACAGACAGACAUGUCAGCUGACCAAUCACAGGACACACGGACAGACAUGUCAGCUGACCAAUCACAGGACACACAGACAGACAUGUCAGCUGACCAAUCACAGGACACACGGACAGACAUGUCAGCUGACCAAUCACAGGAUAUAUGGACAGGCACAUCUAAUAACCAAUCAGAAAAAGAUGUUUCACAGACUGAGAAGCAGGAGGUUUAUGACAACAGUUCUCACACUGUCAAUGCAUAAUAAAAUUGUGUUUCAGGAAUUAUGGAAAGAAAAACAGUUCAAUUUUCACAAUUCAUUUAUUCCACAUAUCCCAAAUGUUUUUAGUUUUCUUUAAAUCAGGGCCCUUACGUGUCAGAGCUCCAUUUGUCAUUUUGAGAUUUUCAUUUUGAUAAUACGUACCAUUUGCUGCGCUCAUUUCAUAGUGAUGAUUACUAUAAAGUAAGUCAGCAAGAAUUUGAACCUCCAACAAUUUGAACCUCCAAGCCCCAUAUUGCAGUACUCACAGUAUUUGUAACUUUAAAUGCAAAUUAAAAGGAUAAAGUGUUUGAAAUAUAUCUAAAAGCAUUUUAUUUCAUUUACUCUUUAAAUAAGUUUUGCAUAAAACUCUGUGAGGCAGGUACUGGUUAAUUAUCUACAAUAUGGUAUCAAUGAAACAUAUUAAAUAUAUAUAAUUUAGGCUUCUGUUACGACAGCCAAGUUAUGUUGUUAUAAACAGUCUUGGUUUAGUAUGUCGGUACAGUCUUUGUUUAGGACGGAUUCUUGUUCACAAUAAGAUACUAUCAUAUAUGGUUUUCUGUGUAACGAAGGUUGCGGAGACAUGAUUCUACUGACCAUUUUUGAAGUAAUGCGAUAUAUUAGGACAAAAGUUCUAUUGUGGACAUUGAACUUUCAUCAUAAAGGAUUAUAUCUGGUUUUAAUUUGCACAUAAAAAGAUCUUUACCGUCCUAACUGUAAAUCAUUCCUGUAGAACUGGGAAUCACUCAUUUUCUCUGAUGUGUUUAAUUCUGAUCUCUGAUUUUGGGAUCAAAAAUAUUUACGACCCAGCAGUUAAUGGUAUCUGUUUUUACUUUGUUGAACCCACCUAUGUGUUACUAAUCAAUGAGUUUUACUGUAGGUCUCUGAUUUGUAAAACCUAUUUUCAUCAGUAGAAUUGUUAAAACUUUUUAUCGUAAGUUAGCUUUACAUUAUUUUCGUUUUUUCGUUAAAAACCUCUUAAUUUGUUUUUGAUUUUUUAUCUGAUUAAGUCUGAUGAUUAAUGCUGUUUUGUGAGGAAAUCCAAUACAGAAACUGUAAAUGCUAGUCGUGGCCAAAGAACUGUAUAUAGCAUUAUCAAAAUAUAGAAUUCUGUCACUUUCUUGGUUUCAUAUGAAAUUUUAAUGAAUACUUUUUUUUAUGCAAGAUAAUUAUACAAUGGAUUCUCUGAAUGUGUAUGUGUGCGUCAAGUCCCUGUGUACGUGACAUGUUGUUUAUAUGAUCCUGUCAAAGUACCUGUCCUGUGGAAUGUAAGGUAUGUGUACAAAGUAGCCGGACCAGUCCAACGUGACAUGGACAUCAGCAUGAACGCAACUCAGCAAUUAACACCUGCACUUGCUUUGCACGCUCGUUGUGUUCCCACACCUGUCUACGUAACUUCCCUUCUGGCUUUCUAUCUCUCUACCUAUAGCUAUCAUUCCAUUGCUGGACGUCAGCGCAAGCGGUCCAGCAGCGCAAAGCACUCGCAUCGGUCAUCAAGAGAUGACCGAGUUGAAUUUGUCGCCAUAGAAGCCUGGUAAGUUGACAUAGUAGUAAUGGUGAAUGGUGUGUGGAACUCGCGUUCGAGACUGGGUGAGUGUGUUCGAUUUGGAAGACUUUGUGAGUAAAUGUUUGUCUCGUCUUUGUAGGUUUCAGGACCUCUCUGGUUUUGUUUCCACACCCCGGUGACAGUAAUGAUCAUACCUGGCUGACUACUUAAUUGGUUUCAUAUCCAAACAAUGUUUACUUGCUACAUUUUUGUUAAAAUAUUGAUAUAUACUGUGAUAUACACCUGUUAAAAUGAUGGGAUGUAAUGAGGUGUACACCUUAAAAUGUUAUGAUGUAAUGAGGUGUACACCUGUUAAAAUGAUAUGAUGUAAUGAGGUGUACACCUUAAAAUGGUAUGAUGUAAUGAGGUGUACACCUGUUAAAAUGAUGGGAUGUAAUGAGGUGUACACCUGUUAAAAUGAUGGGAUGUAAUGAGGUGUACACCUGUUAAAAUGAUGGGAUGUAAUGAGGUGUACACCUUAAAAUGGUGGGAUGUAAUGAGGUGUACACCUGUUAAAAUGAUGGGAUGUAAUGAGGUGUACACCUGUUAAAAUGAUGGGAUGUAAUGAGGUGUAUACCUGUUAAAAUGAUGGGAUGUAAUGAGGUGUACACCUGUUAAAAUGGUAUGAUGUAAUGAGGUGUACACCUUAAAAUGGUAUGAUGUAAUGAGGUGUACACCUGUUAAAAUGAUAUGAUGUAAUGAGGUGUACACCUGUUAAAAUGAUGGGAUGUAAUGAGGUGUUCACCUGUUAAAAUGAUGGGAUGUAAUGAGGUGUACACCCGUUAAAAUGAUAUGAUGUAAUGAGGUGUACACCUGUUAAAAUGAUGGGAUGUAAUGAGGUGUACACCUGUUAAAAUGAUGGGAUGUAAUGAGGUGUACACCUGUUAAAAUGGUAUGAUGUAAUGAGGUGUACACCUGUUAAAAUGAUGGGAUGUAAUGAGGUGUACACCUGUUAAAAUGAUGGGAUGUAAUGAGGUGUACACCCGUUAAAAUGAUGGGAUGUAAUGAGGUGUACACCCGUUAAAAUGAUGGGAUGUAAUGAGGUGUACACCUGUUAAAAUGGUAUGAUGUAAUGAGGUGUACACCCGUUAAAAUGAUGGGAUGUAAUGAGGUGUACACCUGUUAAAAUGAUGGGAUGUAAUGAGGUGUACACCUGUUAAAAUGAUGGGAUGUAAUGAGGUGUACACCUGUUAAAAUGAUGGGAUGUAAUGAGGUGUCAUCAUCAUCAUCUUUUGAAAAGUGAUUUGUUGGCUGUGUAUCGGUGAAUGUUGACAUUUGAUAAUGAACAUGAAUGAUAACAUGAAGUUUGUACAGACCUAUGUCAGCUUGAACAAAAUAUAUAUAGUCCGUGGUGAAAGGCAGUAGUUUUCUGCCACAUUGUGGAAUGUAUCUGUUUUUGUGAUAGUCUGGUACAGAACGUUUACACACAUGUAAAAUUAAAAACUUAAACAUUCACUUUUAUUGAUUGUAAAACAUGCCUCAUUUUGUAUCAUAUCAAUUAUCAUCAAUAUCGCAUAACUGUGAUAACAUAUAGCUCUGGACGACCGACAAUUUCUGAUGGCAUGGUCGUCAAUGUUGUGGAACAGAAUAUUUGUUUUAAAACUUCAUGUGUUAAUAUUCAGGAUGUAAAGUAUAGAUAUAUAAAAAUAGACCUAGUUUAUUAUCAAUUACAACAAGGAAGCUGGCAUGUAAUGAUUUAUGAUACUCAAGGGAGAUAAUUUAUUAAGAAAAAGACAUUAUGGUUUCCAGUCGGUGGUAUGUCAUAGCUUUCAGUUAAUAUUAAAUAUGGGUUCUUGAUAAAAUGAAAUGGCAUAGCUCCUUUGUAUUACAUCUAAAAAAUAUAUGUGUGAAUGUUGUUGAAGAAAACAGUUGAGUCACAUUAUGCUAGAGUCCGGGAGUAUAUUGGUAUAGCGUUCCGUCCCUUUCGUUUGUCCAGCAAUCUUCUCCUACUGUACAAUUUUCAAACAAUCUCUUUCCAACUUUGUACACAGUAUGAUCAAUUCGUUUCUUUUAAACUUUGUAGGCUUUGCAAUCUUGAAAUGUGGCUGUGUUUAAAUCCCAAAAAAACAAUUUUGAUUCAACCAUUUUUGCAAAAGGUAUUACCCUUUGUUAUUUACAGUUCUAUUUGAUUUUUUUGAUUUUCCUCCUAUAUGUUAGAUUGAUUUCUUUGAAACUUGAAUGCAUUAGAGUCAUGAUAUAAGGUUAUGUCUCCCCAAAAAAUUACUUUGAUUCAACUAUUUUUUCAAAAGUUAUUGUCAAUUUCCGAUGUUAAAGACUUGAGUGCUUGUUUUGAUCCUCAAACUGUCAGAAAAUUAAAUAUUGACUUUGUAGUGAAAAGUGAGAUUUAUAAAGCAUGCCAGAUAGCCACUCUCGAGGUGAUGUAAAUCUGAUUUUAAUACAAGAUAGCAUAUAACAAUAUAUGGCAUUCAACGGGCAUACAUGUAUAUUGUCCUGUCCUGUGAUACACUUGUUAGAAUAUGAUCCCUCCUUUUGAACACAACAUUAGCAACAUUUCGUACAUAUUUCCAUCUUUCGUCCGUGUUCCGACAUCCAUAUACAACACAUAUAUUAUCCUCAUGUGUGUUCCCACAUCCAUAUACAACACAUAUUAUCCUCCUCGAUACCAGCUCCUUCCACUACACUUCACUGUUAAAAUAAAUGGGUGUGUAAACCUGUCGUUCAUAAACAUCUAUAAAUAUAUGAACAAUUAAAAGAAAAUGAAAACUUUGUUUAAUCACAGGACAGGUCGCAUAUAUCAUAGUAUAUAUCGCUCUUUGGUAAAAUCUAAUGGGGUUGAGUUGACCGCGUUGAACUUGUUACGUCAAAGUUAUGGGACAGUGAAACAGGUUCAUCACUAUAGGGCCUCAUGUGAGAUUUCCAGAAAUAUCAUAAUUUCUCUGAAAUUUAAGUUGCUAUGACAUUUGCACUUCUGUUUUAUGAAGUGGUGUAUUUUUUCAAACUUAAUAUUGUAAAUCAGUUAUCUUCAAGUUUCAGGCCCCCAGGGUUUCAUGAAUCAUAAGUUUGACAUUCCAGCUGUCGUAUAGGAUAUUUUUGUAUUUCUUUUUUAUGCCAACUUUAGAGAAGAAAAAUCUUUCUUUAUUUAUUUGCAUGAAUAUGAAAAUUUUGUUGAUAAUCUUAAUUAUAGUACUAUUAUAUGCGAUCUCAGCUAUCUCAACUGUUGACAUGUUUAUUUAGGUAUCAGCCGUGAUACUGUGGACAUGUUUAUUUAGGUAUCAGCUGUGAUACUGUUGACAUGUUUAUUUAGGUAUCAGCCGUGAUACUGUGGACAUGUUUAUUUAGGUAUCAGCUGUGAUACUGUUGACGUGUUUAUUUAGGUAUCAGCUGUGAUACUGUUGACAUGUUUAUUUAGGUAUCAGCUGUGAUACUGUUGACGUGUUUAUUUAGGUAUCAGCUAUCUCAACUGUUGACAUGUUUAUUUAGGUAUCAGCUGUGAUACUGUUGACAUGUUUAUUUAGGUAUCAGCUGUGAUACUGUUGACAUGUUUAUUUAGGUAUCAGCUGUGAUACUGUGAACAUGUUUAUUUAGGUAUCAGCUGUGAUACUGUUGACAUGUUUAUUUAGGUAUCAGCUGUGAUACUGUUGACAUGUUUAUUUAGGUAUCAGCUGUGAUACUGUGAACAUUGAACUGAUUCCAAACAUCAGUUACUACAACUCUUUUUGUAUAUCUUACAAAAACAUGAAUUAUCAGAUAAUUCAUGCUUAUAAUAUUGUGUCCACUGAGUCUUGAUUAACUGUGUAUGAAAGAUAGUAAUUUAAUGUAAACAUGAUUAAGAAUGAGCCAGUACUUUUUACUGUGGAACCAAAUUACUUUAGGUAACGAUUUAUCCCUCAUAGUUCCUCGUAUUGAGGACCAGAUUCACUGUUUCAUACAAACUGUUAUUCCAUUAGAAAAUGUUGUUUCAGACAUGUUUGGAAAGCUGUCUGUAUGAACAGUUGUUGUGUGACAAUGUUGUUCCAGACAUGUUUGGAAAGCUGUCUGUAUGGAACAGUUGUUGUGUGACAAUGUUGUUCCAGACAUGUUUGGAAAGCUGUCUGUAUGGAACAGUUGUUGUGUGACAAUGUUGUUCCAGACAUGUUUGGAAAGCUGUCUGUAUGGAACAGUUGUUGUGUGACAAUGUUGUUCCAGACAUGUUUGGAAAGCUGUCUGUAUGGAACAGUUGUUGUGUGACAAUGUUGUUCUAGACAUGUUUGGAAAGCUGUCUGUAUGGACAGUUGUUGUGUGACAAUGUUGUUCCAGACAUGUUUGGAAAGCUGUCUGUAUGGAACAGUUGUUGUGUGACAAUGCCUGGUGUGAGAGAGUAUAAAUUAAUUAAAGCUGAUCAAUAAAUCUUUAAACUGUA
Messenger RNA from Pecten maximus, 7835 nucleotides. Its product is annotated as transmembrane protein 184C-like. Gene Ontology annotation, biological process: transport. Gene Ontology annotation, molecular function: transporter activity. The record is from RefSeq and is a predicted model, not a curated record. Bases 103 to 1935 code for a protein of 610 amino acids. The transcript has 9 exons. NCBI's taxonomy places the organism in Eukaryota, Metazoa, Mollusca, Bivalvia, Pectinida, Pectinidae.